UGCAGAGUAUUACUCAGUACGGGGGUCUCACGGCCAGUGGGCAGUGCAGUCUAUUACUCAGUGGGAUCGGUCUCGCACGAGAGAGAGAGUAUAAUAUUCAGAAAGGGGCUGUCUCUUUCCCUGUAGGCGGUGUCUCUGCCAGUGCUGCCACUGUCCCCUUUAUUCUCUCUCAGGGGUCGGCGAAAGUGACUGCCCUCCUGCAGCAGCAGCGGAGACAGCCGGGGCUGGGGGAGCUAUAGAGCCGGGAUCGGGUGGAUAUAUAGGAGACACUUUCUCGGGACACCUGCUGAGCGCUCCCGGCAUUGCCCUUAGGGCGUCCUCCCACCCGAGACAACAGCAGCCACUGACACUCCCACCCGAGACACCAUCCCGCUGCAGCAGCCCACACCUCACUACUGCUCUCUCUAUGGGACCCCCGGCUGCCCACAUGGAUGUGCUGCUCCUAGCCCUGCUGCUGCCAGGCUGUCUCUGUGCAGUCACAGUUUCCGUCCCCCCAAAAGUUGAAGUUGAAUCUGGUCAUGAGGCAGUCUUCAAGUGUACACCGAAGUUCAGCGGCUCUCCGAAGUACAGCGUGGAGUGGUCUUUUACGGACCGAGAAGGCAGACAAAGUCGGAUAGCAGCCUAUAACGAUGGGCGCACUUCCGUAGAGCCGGGCACAGACUUCAGCAGCAGAGUGGACAUUAAGAAUGAUAACAGCCUAGUGAUAAGAGAUGUCCGCGUCAAAGAUGAGAAUACAUUCCAGUGCCGAGUGAGCGCAGGGAGCGAGGGGAGCGGAGAGGGGAGCUCUGAGCUGAGGGUGUAUGUGUCUCCAUCGGCUCCAGAGCUUACUGUAAAUACCCAAGUGUUAUCCGUCACAGAUUCUGAUGCGUCAGAGGUUGGUACCUGCACUAGCCGAAAUUCCUAUCCAGCACCUACCAUAGAGUGGUACAGAAACCAAGUUCCUCUGAAUGCUGGGACUGAGAAAGGAACAGAUUUAUAUGCUUCAUCCCGCACAACAACUGAGGCCUCCGGCUUGUACACUGUCUCCAGCAAGCUCUUCUUGAAGCCCACAAAAGAAGACGCAGAGGCUGUAUUCUCCUGCAAGGUCGCAUUUCCCCUACCAAAAGACACCACCAGUCACAUGGAGUCCAAGGAAUUUAAAUUGUCUAUACAUUAUUACACAGAAAAUGUAAUGUUUACAGUGUUACCUGAUGAACCCAUUAAGGAGGGAGAUACCGUGACCUUACGCUGUGAGGGAGAUGGAAAUCCGUCCCCGACUUACCUGUUCCACAAACUAAAGGGCACUAACGACGAGGAGCUGAACUCGUCGGAUGGCAUUUAUGUAUUUGAUAACAUCUCCAGGAAUGAUGCUGGGAAGUACCGAUGUGAAGCUCUGGAUUUUGACAGCCCCGAACAUGUUGAGCUAAUAAAGGAGUUAGAAUUUGAAGUACACUACCUAAACCCUGUCACUGUUAUCCCAUCGGAGCAAGAAAAACAUUCCAUUGGGGGGGAUAUCCAACUGUUUUGCUCUUGCGAUGGCUCAGAAAAGCCCAAUCUAGUCUGGAAAAAGGAUCAGGUUGUUUUGUCUGAAAACAGUAGGUAUCGGCUACGUAAUUUGUCCUAUUCUGAUUCCGGGGUUUAUACGUGUGAAGCUACUGUGGCGACAGUACCAGGACUGCACAAGGAGCAGAGCAUCAGUGUUAUUGUGGAGGGUCCUCCAAUGCUGGAAUUUGGAAAUGAUUUCUUUGAAGUACCUGCUGAAGGAGAGAUGUUAACAUUAGUGUGCGAAGCAAAGGGUUACCCUGAGCCUGAGAUUACCUGGAAUCCACCAGAGCUGAAGGGUUCCCGGUCAGUCUCUGGCCUGAAUGUAGUAAGUGAGGUCUCCGUGAAGGUCACGUCCAAGCUCAUUAAUGACGUCUCUUGCAAGGCGCAAAAUUCUCUUGGAACCAAGGAGAAAAAAUUCACACUAAGCAUCUCGAGUAUGGUAGCCCCAAGCACUGCACCUGCCCAAGAGCAAAGCGGUGGAAGCAGCACAGCCAUCAUCGCGGUUGUUGUGUGUGUCAUACUUCUACUUCUGGUCGUCGCUCUUUUCUAUUUCCUACAGAAGAAAGGAAAGCUGGCAUGUGGACGGUCAGAGAAACAGCCUCUAUCUCAGGAUCCUGCUUCAGCUGAGCUUGCCGUUGAGUUAAAAUCAGAGAAGCGACAUGACCAGCGUGGGUUGUUGGGAUCUCAUGGAGGAGGCGGCCCAUCUGCAGAGUGUUAACAAGCACAGAUGCUGGGUUCUCCUGUUUUAUGGACAGUGCCAUCUUUGCUUGACCCAGAAGUCAGCUGACCUCUCCAACCUGUGGAUUAAAUAUGUUCAUGACUUCUUGCACUUGAUUCAAGCUGCAAGAAAAGAAAUAACGCAAGGACUCAAUAUAUAAGAGAUUACGUCCAGAGAUCCCAUGGAAGCCCAAUAAGAUAUUUGGAGAUCUAUUAUUCUGCUUUGGGAUAUUUUUUUUAUUUUUAUUUUACGUUAUGGACAUGUUAAAGUUACCAUACUAAGGUCUGUUGUUGGAUAUACCCACAACCUAGAGUUGCCUUAAGUGGUGUUUUUUUCAUCGCUGCAUUACCCACCACAGACCUCCAUCAAUUACCCGUCAGUUUUUGUGUUUUCGUUUGGGCUUUUUAUGCUUAUGUGUUUUAUUUUAUUUUUUUACCUGACUUUUUUAUUUUUUAUUUCUCCAAAUGUAUGUAAAUGACUUACACAGUCCUGCUGUUUUGAAGCUGUUCUCCCAGCAUGCCUUGGGGCAGUAGUUCUCAGUGGGCUUUAAACUGUUACACUGGUGUUGGCCUGCUUCUGUCCGGCCUGUAUGUAUAUAAUGGAUUUCUCUAUGGUCAUUACACUGGUCAGACCCCUA
Messenger RNA from Pseudophryne corroboree (corroboree frog), 2879 nucleotides. RefSeq names its product basal cell adhesion molecule (Lutheran blood group) (gene BCAM). Lineage: Eukaryota; Metazoa; Chordata; Amphibia; Anura; Myobatrachidae. The record is from RefSeq and is a predicted model, not a curated record. Gene Ontology annotation, molecular function: cell adhesion molecule binding. The transcript is spliced from 16 exons. Gene Ontology annotation, biological process: cell-cell adhesion. Bases 407 to 2242 code for a protein of 611 amino acids. Gene Ontology annotation, cellular component: plasma membrane; cell-cell junction.